UCAGAUCUCGGUUGAGCAUGGUGACUUGUUUGACAAAACAUACGACAUUACGACGUUACCGUAUUCUAACCACAGAAAGUAGGGUACAGUAGUGCUUCACAACUAUCGUAUGCAGUCAAACCACCCAAUAUAUAUAUCGAAUUUCCCAAGUUCCAAGAUUCUUGAGAAUUGGGGGGGAACGCCAUAUUAUCGUAAAGUUUGAGUCGUAUCCUGACAUUUAUUGGGGGGCAACCAGUAAGGCGGGCCCGAGUGAGGGGUCAACAUUGGUAGUGUAUUUUGGAUGACCGACCCUUUUUCUUUUUUAUCGGCUUUUUGGUAAGGAUGUCCUAAAUCGGCUUGAGUUGUUUAUCUACGUCGUGUUUUGCAUUUUGCUUGACAGGCCUGCCAUGCUUUUUGUGUGUGUUAUUUAAUAUAGACAGGUGUAUCGCCCAACUUGCUUUACUCCUCUUUCUUUCCUUCUAGAAAACCUUCCCCGGAAUUAAUAUAGUCUUCCUCACUUACUUUCUCUACGAAGAAUUAAUAUCGUCCAAAAGCUUCCAAUCUAUCAUCAAUUUCACCCAAUCUCAUCCAUCGGUCUGCUCCGGAUCAUUAGUGGAGAAAACGAAAGGUUAUAUAAUAUCACGGGACGAUCAAUCCUUCGCCUCACCCGUAUAUCAAACGUGACUCCACCAAUCACACAUCCCCUUCCUCCCCCUCGGUAGAAAAUCACCAUGUCCACCAAAACUCAAUCGCGCGGAUCCUCGCCCAGCAUGUCUGCUCGACCCAAACUCAUGCGAGCACAUGCCACGGCGCCUUCCCUCGUCACCGGAAAUGCCUCGCGUAAGGAUCUCGCGACGCUGCACGCUUCGACCAAGGCGGCGUCGAUUCUCACGCGGGUGGCGAGCUACUCGGCGCAGCAGGAUCACAUGAAUGGAGGGGCUUCGAGGAGAGAUAGCGGGAGUGCGUACUCGACGCCUGGGAAUCGCAGUCCUCGGAGUCCGGAGAGUGGGAGCGGGUUGGCGAGGAGCUGCAAGCAGGAGUUGGGGAUGAAAGGGUGUUCGGGUGGUUUUCAGUCAGCGGGCUACUUUAGUUUCCCCUCGUUUGAAGAUUUUCAAGGAUACCAAGAACCAAAUGAGAGAAUGGAACGUAAGAGUGUGUCGUGAGACACUCUCCACAAAUCAUUUGUUUGAAUGGUCGGGAUGGAAAAAAGAGAUGGAGAAAAAAUAAAGUACAUAAGGGAACGAGUCAAUCGUUCUUGAUCAUCAUCAUAGUAAUAGGUUCUUGGGCUGGUUCUUGGAACGAACAGGGUUUCGAUAUAUGGAUAUUCUUUGAUACCUUUUUCCGUGCAGCACACGGAUGGAAUGGACACAUGACAUAUGUGGACGGACGGACGGACGGGAUAAGUGUUCAGGGCGUCCGGAACACGGGACUGGUGGUAAUUCUUUAGUAAAAAAGUAUGGGGUGGGUCGAUUCGAUCACGAAUUGGAGGAUCUCUCGGCAGAUCCGGGUUGAGCUCCAAGUUCUCAUCUCGGAUUUCUGACGGAUGGGAUUGCCGUGGAUCAGUACGGUAUGGUAUGCUAUGGCAUACCAUUGAGGAAUGAAUGAGAUGUUAUCCCUCCUGGGGUAAACAGUGCUCCGUAUAUAUGGGUUAACGUUCGAAUCGGUGUACAUUGGGAAUCUGUAUUUAUGGCUGGCAUUCCUUCCUUACAUUAUAUACCCUUUCAUAUAUACAAUGGUUUUGGGCGUUGGUAUUCAUUCAAAGAAAUACCUGGUAUUUAUUUAACAAUCUAAUCGAACAUUUUUAAAAAGACGUUGUGGUUUUGUGU
Molecule: messenger RNA, 1805 nt
Organism: Botrytis porri
Lineage: Eukaryota; Fungi; Ascomycota; Leotiomycetes; Helotiales; Sclerotiniaceae
Exons: 3
Coding region: 711-1142 (143 amino acids)
Source: RefSeq, a predicted model, not a curated record